AUGCCUGAAGACAAAAGGAAAAAAAAAAAAAAAUACUCGUAGUUUGAAAGAAACACAGAGGCGAAGAGCUCCACAGUCCACACUGUCAGUCUAACUGUUUGUUUGUAAAAUAGAACAAGAUGUGUGACACUUUGAUUUCACCAUCAUCAAUUCCAACCCCAAAACAUUUAAUAAUGAAAUCCCAAAUGAGAUGUAAAAACUCAAGCUUUAUUCAUGCUUCUUUGAAUGCAAAACAACAUUCAAAUAGAUGGUCUCUUCAAGGGAUGACAGCUCUUGUUACUGGUGGCACCAGAGGAAUUGGACGUGCAAUUGUUGAGGAGUUGGCUGGACAUGGGGCGACCAUACACACUUGUGCUCGAAAUGAGUCUGAACUAAAUAGAUGUUUGAAGGGCUGGCUGGAUGAAGGUUUUGAAAUAAGUGGUUCCGUAUGUGACGUGUCUUCACGACGUGAUCGUGAAAGGUUAAUGGAUGAUGUUUCUUGCUUGUUUGAUGGAAAGCUUUAUAUACUUGUAAACAAUGUUGGGACGAACAUUCGAAAACCUAUGGUGGAGCUCACAGCCGAAGAGGUUUCCACACUAAUGUCAACUAAUUUUGAAUCUGUAUUCCACAUCUGCCAACUUGCACAUCCAUUUCUCAAAGCAUCAAGAGCAGGUAGUAUCGUGUUCACUUCAUCUGUCUCAGCCUUUGUGUCACUCAAGUCCAUGACACUCCAAGGCGCCACCAAAGGAGCAAUUAAUCAGCUUACAAAGAAUUUGGCUUGUGAAUGGGCAAAAGAUGGUAUCAGAAGCAAUGCCGUUGCCCCCUGGUAUAUCAAAACCUCCAUGGUAGAACUGGUACUUAGUAACAAAGAGUAUGUUGACGAGGUCCUUCAUUGCACCCCGCUUGGGCGACUCGGGGAUCCUAAUGAGGUCUCAUCGCUUGUUGCAUUUCUUUGCAUGCCGGCUUCAUCAUACAUAACUGGGCAGAUUAUAUGUGUCGAUGGAGGAAUGACUAUAAACGGUUUCUACCCGAGACACGGCUAGAUUUUUCUUGGUAAUUGUAUUUACUUCAAUUGAAAUCAUUUGUACUACCAAAUUAGUAAUGUGAUAUUUGUGACAUUUCACUCAUAUUGUAUGCUAAAAUCUUUUUCUCAUCCUUUUUAAGCAGGAUGAAUUGUUGCCAUUGUAGUACAUUUGAAGAUGAAUUUUGUAUUAAAAUUUUUUGCAACUUUA
Messenger RNA from Erigeron canadensis, 1211 nucleotides. RefSeq names its product tropinone reductase homolog At2g29260, chloroplastic-like. Gene Ontology annotation, molecular function: oxidoreductase activity. The coding region runs from base 120 to 1022 and encodes 300 amino acids. The transcript has 5 exons. The record is from RefSeq and is a predicted model, not a curated record. Lineage: Eukaryota; Viridiplantae; Streptophyta; Magnoliopsida; Asterales; Asteraceae.